AUGGUACACAUCAGACCACCAGUGAUGAUGGUGCCAACAACCACUUCCACCUCUGACCUACAUCAGACCAGCAGUAAUGAAAAUAAUGACAACGAGCUCCAAAUUGACCUGGGGCAGGAAUUUCUGGGGCCCUUGGUUGCCCAGCAGCCCAGUGAUGAACAACCUCAACCAGAGGAGUCACCAAAUGAAUGUUGGGAUAUUACAGCUGGUUGGGAGAGAGAAAAUGAGGGAGCACCUGAAAUCCAACAGCCUGACCUAAAAGCUGAUCUUCGACUGUCUCAGCCAAAGAGUGGAGGUAAAUGUGGAGAUUUUCCUGAUGUCAAGGGGGAAAUUCUACCCAAUCUAGAACCUGUUAAAAUCCCAGAAGCAGGUGAAGGGGAACCACAGGUUCAAAUGAAGACAAGUUGA
Cynocephalus volans (Philippine flying lemur) is the source of this 408-nucleotide messenger RNA. Its product is annotated as X antigen family member 5-like. NCBI's taxonomy places the organism in Eukaryota, Metazoa, Chordata, Mammalia, Dermoptera, Cynocephalidae. The record is from RefSeq and is a predicted model, not a curated record.